CACACUUUAUCUGUUACUUGACGCGUGCUCUCCGAAAGAAAACUCUCUGAAAAUCGUGUGAAAUAGCCGAUCCAAAAAAGGCGCAGGAAAUAUAACAAUUUUCAACUUUUCAAAAAGAGACAAAGAGAGUGCGAAAAGAUGGCAAACUCAGACGUCCAGUUCAAUUACGGCCAGCAGGGAAAUGGUGAUAGCUUCAACGACGACAGCAGCCAGCAGCAAGAUGAUGACGACCAAUUUGACGGAGAUGGCGGCGUCAAGAUUGAGAACGUGGGUGAGAGCCCUAAGUUCGUACGUCUGCGCGGUCUACCGUGGUCCGCCACGCACAAGGAGAUCCUCGACUUCCUGGAUAAUGUAAAUGUGACUAAUGGCUCUGCGGGCAUACACCUGGUUACCAGUCGCGUCGACGGCAAGAACACUGGGGAGGCGUACGUGGAGGUGGCCAGCCAGGAGGACGUCGAGGAGGCUAGGAAGCUGAACAAGGCUAGCAUGGGCCACCGCUACAUUGAGGUUUUCACCGCCACUCCCAAAGAAGCUAAGGAAGCCAUGCGGAAGAUCAGCGGACACGGCACUGCCUUUGUUGUGAAGCUUCGUGGUCUGCCUUAUGCCGUCACCGAACAGCAAAUAGAGGAGUUCUUCUCGGGGUUGGAAAUCAAAACGGAUCGGGAGGGCAUACUUUUUGUUAUGGACAGAAGGGGUCGUGCAACUGGGGAAGCUUUUGUUCAGUUCGAAAGCCAGGACGACACUGAGCAAGCCUUGGGCCGAAAUCGGGAUAAAAUUGGGCACAGGUAUAUUGAGAUAUUCCGCAGUUCAAUUGCUGAAAUGAAGAGAGCCACAGGCGGCGGCGGUGGUGCUGGAGGACGUCCUGGUCCUUAUGAUAUACGUGAUCGUGGAGCCAAUCGAGGUGGCAACGAUUUCGGCGGAGGUCGCAAUGAUUGGGGCAACAAUGGUAACUUCGGUGUUGGCGCCAACAACAUGCUGGGUUUCAACAACCUGCCGAGCUUGAUGAAUUCCGGAAACUUUGGAAACAACCAAGGAAAUAGUGGAAACUUCGGAAAUAACUCUGGACCGAGCAAUUUCGGAAACUUCGGUGGCGGAAACAACGGUGGUGGAAACUCCGGAAACUUUGGAAACAACGAUGGCGGCAACGGAGGAAACUUUGGAAACUUCGGCAACAAUGGAGGUGGAAAUUUCGGAGGCAACAACAAUGGCGGCGGUGGUUUCAACAGUGGCAACAACUUUAACUCCCAAGGAGGCGGCAAUAACUUUGGAAACAAUGGUGGCUCCAAUUUUGGUGGCAAUAACGGAGGAUUCAAUAACGGUGGCAACUUCGGCUCCUCGGGUGGUGGUGGCAACUUUGGGCCCAUCGGCGGUGGUCGCAACAACAACAACAGCGGCAACUUUGGAAACUCCGGAUUCGGAAACUUCGGAGGAAACAACAACAAUGGAAACGGCGGCUCCAACUUUGGAGGUGGCAACAAUGGCGGAGGCGGCGGAUUCAACAAUGGCCCCAACUUUGGCGGUGGCAACUCUGGAGGCGGCAAUUUCGGACCCAUUGGUGGAGGCCGGGGUAAUGAUGAUUCCGGGCAUUACACAAUCCAUAUGCGAGGACUUCCGUACACUUCCUUUGAAAACGACGUCUUCAAGUUCUUUGAACCUAUUCGGCCCGCUAAUGUGCGCAUCAAUUACAACAAGAAGGGUCUGCACAGUGGAACUGCUGAUGCCUAUUUCGACACCUACGAAGAUUCCCAGGUGGCCAUGAAGCGCCACAGAGAGCAGAUGGGCUCGCGCUACAUUGAGCUUUUCUAUGACGGCAAGACCCGAGGCGGACCAAAUGGAAACAAUGGAGGCGGAAACGGCGGCGGCGGCGGUAUGGGAAACAAUGGCGGAGGCAAUGGCGGCGGCAACUUUUCACGGCGCAUCUAAAUUUCUUCCAUAGUUUGAUUACAUUGAAUAUAAUGUAGACGCAAGUAUUUCAUAAUAUUAUGAGGAAGCUGAAACUUUAAAAUGCUAAGGCACCCUUACAGCCACGUAGACCACUUAACAAACGAACAGAUUUCCCAGACAGAGACAAUUGGUCAGAUUUAGAAACCUCUUUUCUGAUUGUAAGCCAAUGUAUCAUCAAGAAUAAAGCACACUUCUUAUUUAAGUACUUUA
Messenger RNA from Drosophila eugracilis, 2154 nucleotides. RefSeq names its product heterogeneous nuclear ribonucleoprotein A3 homolog 2 (gene glo). Bases 139 to 1923 code for a protein of 594 amino acids. Gene Ontology annotation, cellular component: ribonucleoprotein complex. NCBI's taxonomy places the organism in Eukaryota, Metazoa, Arthropoda, Insecta, Diptera, Drosophilidae. The transcript is spliced from 7 exons. Gene Ontology annotation, molecular function: RNA binding. The record is from RefSeq and is a predicted model, not a curated record.